This is a messenger RNA of Scleropages formosus (Asian bonytongue), 6756 nucleotides long. RefSeq names its product collagen alpha-6(VI) chain-like. The coding region runs from base 1 to 6600 and encodes 2199 amino acids. Lineage: Eukaryota; Metazoa; Chordata; Actinopteri; Osteoglossiformes; Osteoglossidae. The transcript is spliced from 38 exons. Gene Ontology annotation, molecular function: serine-type endopeptidase inhibitor activity. The record is from RefSeq and is a predicted model, not a curated record.
AUGUUGCAAAUUCCCCAGUCCCAGUUACACUCAGAGGUGGAGUUGCACCAACGCUCCACUUCUCCUGCAUCGGGGGUCAAGCAGUCUCCAGCCUGGGGUUUCCUCGGUUGUGGCAAAAAGGCAAAAUUUGAUCUCAUGUUCUUCGUCCAUUAUUCAAAAGGAAAAUUACAACAUUUUAAAGAUUUCAUUAAAAAUGUUGUCAGCGAUUUUAAUUUUGAGGAAUUCAACAUGAAAAUUGGGCUUGCAUUCAUACCCCCACAGAAAGGUGGUUUCAACCUCGACAAUAUCAGCAGGGAAGAGAUUCUGAGGAAAAUAGAGUCAGUGGAGCCCAGAGCAACUGACGCACCCAGCGAGACCCCUUUGCCGGUCUUCCUUCGGAGAGCAGAUCAGUACUUUAGAAACAGCAGUGGAGGAAGGCCAGGCGAGAGCGUGCCCCAGAUUGCGGUCUUCCUUACUGAUUAUAUUGGAAAUCAAACGUAUAAGAACUCUGCCAUAAACCUUCAUCUUGCUGGCAUCACGGUGUACACGGUGUAUGUCGGAACAGAAGACUCAUCACAACUGUUUUACGUAGCCUCUUACCCAAGUGAAGAGACGUCUCUGCAAGUCCGCUCCUACCAGGAUCUCAGUUCACUCCCACAAACCCUAAAGGGCAGAAUAUGCUACAAUCUCACUCACAAAGACGAGGACUACUGGAAGCUGAGAAAACUGGUAGAAAAAAGCUGUUCUAAGCACAUGAAAGCAGACAUCUACUUCCUGAUUGAUGGCUCUGAGAGUGUUUCAGAUGAAGAAUUUAAUAAAAUAAAAGUAUUUGUGAAUGACACAGUACAGUUUUUCCCAGUGAGACCCCAGGGUGUCCGCUUUGGAGUUGUGCAGUAUGCAAAUGAAACUAAAUCUGAAAUCGUUUUAGGAGAGUACAGCAAUAGACGUGACUUAAGAUGUCAUAUUCACUACACUACAAGGAUGACAGGUAACACCGAUAUUGGCAAAGGUCUCAGAGACACUUAUACUAGACUUAAAUCCAUGAAGAGGCCAAACACACCCCAAUAUCUUGUGGUAUUGAUGGAUUACACAAAGGAUGGCAACCACGAUGAGAAACAGGGUGUGCCGACAGCGGUCAUGGCCGACCUGCAGGAACAGAAUGUCAUUGUAUACGCCAUCUCGGAUGACAUGGACUUCUUGGAUGAAAUGACAGCUGACCCUGAAGCACAGAAACAUUUGAGCAGCUUUGCAUUUCUAAAGAAUAUUGAGCUUCAACUGGCUCAAAACAUUUGCAAAUCAGCAGCUUUACAAAGCACUGAAGCUGAUGUCAUCCUCUUACUGGCCAGCUCGGGCAUCUCCUCUUACACAUAUGACCAGAUGAAGAGAUUUUUGAAGGCCUUCGUUGACAGCAUUGAUCCAGAGAAAAGCCGCGUUCGCGUUGGUGUGGUGCAGUAUAGCAACACAGUGCGUGAGGAGUUCAGUUUGGCGACAAAGCUAGACAGAAAGGCCUAUCACCAGGCGAUCGAUAACAUGAGGGAGAUGCAAGGCAGUACUCUUACAGGAAAGGCUUUGCGCUCUGUUCUCAAGCUUUUUCGCACUGCAGCGGGCAACCAAGAGAAGGUCCUUGUGGUGAUCGCGGACGAGCCAUCCCAGGACUCCUUGUCUCAGCCCAUUGUAGACCUGCGUGGUUCCGGGAUUGACAUUUAUGCUGUUAGGACAUCAGACACGGACCACAGCCAGCUGAAAGACAUAACUGGAACGGAUAAAAAAAUCUUUUACGUGCACAAUAAUUUUUCCGAUGUAGCGAAUGCUUUGAAGGACAAAAUUCAGCUGGAGUGCUUGAACCAAGAUAUCGCUGACAUCGUAUUUGUGGUGGAUGUGUCAAGCGGCAUUGGGAGUGAGGAGUUCAAGACAAUGAAAAACUUUAUGAUUUCGGUGGUGAACAACUUUGACAUCGGGGAUGACAAUGUGCGCGUCGGGGUCACCUUGUUCGGGGAGAAUGUGCUAGAAGCUUUUGGUUUGUCUUCAUACGGAGAUAUUCGUUCACUGGAGGCAGCUAUAAGAAACCUGAACCCAAGCGGAAUUCGUCGUAAUUCAAGGAGCACAAGUAAAGCAAUCGAGUUUUCCAAAGGCCUGCUUUCAGACUCCCGAGGGGGUCGCCAGCGAAGCAGUAUCCCCCAGUUCCUCAUCACAAUCGUCCACAAAGACACCUCCGACCGAAACAGGCUGCCAGCUGUGUGCGACAACGUCCGCGCUUCCGGAAUCCACACCCUGGCCGUUGGAAUAGUUUACCAAAACGUGGAGGACCUCGGAAUCAUCGGAGGGUCGGACAGCAGAUAUUUCUCUGUAAAUGCAUUUCAAAACCUCAAACAUGUGUCGAGGAGAGUCACUCAAGCAAUCUGCAGCGUGCCAUACUGCAACACGACUCUCGUGGACGUCGUCUUCCUCAUCGACGGCUCCGAAAGCAUAUCUGAGGAAAAUUUCGAGCGGGAGAAAAAUUUUGUUAAAAGCGUCGUGCAGCACUUAAGCGCUUACGAGAGCGUGCGGGUCGGGUUAGCUCAGUUCAGCUCCGACUGCGUCGUCUAUUUCAAACUGCGCUCCUUUUACCCCCGGUCAGAGUUCUACGACGCGAUCGGCGGAAUCGAGCAGGAAUACGCUGGUACGAAGCUACUGAACGCGCUCGUGGUUUCGAGGAGCUUCUUUACUCCAGAUCAGAAACGAGACUCGGUCGUUCCGCGCCUCAUCGUGAUGACCGACGGCAUCGACAAACGGGACCCCCAGGCCGCGAUCGCACAGGCAGCGAAGGACCUGCGCGAUGAGGACGGAGUGGACGUUUUGGUCGUGGCAGUGGGCGACGAAAUCAACGCGCUCACUUUGAAUCGCAUUGCCGGAGAUCCGUCCAACGUGAUCAGAGUGGCAUCGCAUGCGGACCUCGGAGAAAUUGUGCCGAGGGUGGUGCGAGCGGUGUGCGACAGCCCCCAGUGCAAUGUAACACCAUCGCCCCCUCCUCCAUUGCUCCAUGAGUGCCUGCUGGACAUCGCUGUGGGUGUAGAUGUUGGAGGGAUGCCAGGCGAGCUUUUGAUGCUCUACCACCACCAGCUGAGUGAAAACUUCCUGCCAGCUCUUCGGGAGAUUGCCGCUCUCAGGAUGACCGGCUGCGGGUCAAACAUUUCCGUGCGCUUCGGUUUCCACGUGGCCAAUACAGAGCCUCCUUAUGAGACUCCGUUCGAGGCCUUGAGCGACGAUGUUGUGCAAAGACUGCAGAGGAGCGUGAUAGGGCACUCUGCACCUCUAGAUGGACAAUACCUGCUGUCGUUUCUGGAGAUGUUUAGGAAGUACUCUAACAGCACUCACGUGCAGGCCAUACUGAUCUUCACAGAUGGGCUCGAUGCCAGCAUGACUGAACUGAAGGCUGCAUCUGAUUCUCUUAGACAGAACGGAGUGCAGGGUCUCAUCACUGUGGCUCUGGAGGGGACGUCCCAGGAAGCCAUACAGCAGCUGCACACCAUUGAAUUUGGUCCGUUUGGGACGGAGGCAUGUUGCAAGGCCCAGCUGCUUAUCGGGAAUACAGCUGCUGGUGAAUUACAUUCUGCGUUUAUCACCUUCUCAGAAGAACUGUGCUGCAGGUGUUGCGUAUGUGUCGGCCCACCUGGACCCAAAGGGAGACCUGGAACACGUGGCAUGGCGGGAGACAAAGGACAGAAAGGAGCCCUUGGACACACAGGAGAUGAUGGCCCAGUGGGCAGCCCAGGACAUCCUGGAGAGGAUGGCAUACCAGGCUAUAAGGGAUGUGAUGGACCCAGAGGUCAAAAGGGUAACAGAGGUUUCUUGGGAGAUAAGGGUGAGAAUGGAGCUGAUGGAUGGGAUGGUGUACAAGGUUGGCAGGGAGAUGAUGGAACCCAUGGCCCGAAGGGACUGAAAGGUGAUCCUGGCAAUCAGGGAGAAAGAGGACCUCAAGGCCCACAGGGGGAGAUUGGAAAAAAGGGAUUUCCAGGAGACCCAGGCCCACCUGGGUUGGACAACAUUAAUGAGGGAGAAAAGGGGGACAGAGGCUUCCCUGGACCUGAGGGUGAUCCUGGACCAAUUGGGUCAGAUGGAGAAAAUGGUGACCCAGGAAGUAAAGGAAGGAGUGGCCGAAGAGGACACCCUGGAUUUCAGGGUUCUAAAGGAAAUGAUGGUGCAGGUGGUUUGCCAGGCGAGAUUGGACCGAGAGGCAUACAGGGCCCUCGUGGAUUAGCUGGUGAAAAGGGGAACCCCGGAGAGCCUGGUCACAAAGGUCCACAGGGCUCUCACGGAGAUCCAGGCAUCCAGGGAAUCGGGGGCAGUCCAGGAAGACGAGGUGUAAAGGGUCAGCCUGGAAAUACAGGUGACAAAGGACAAAAUGGAGAACAAGGAUUUAGGGGACCCCCAGGUAGCGACGGUUAUGAAGCUUAUGGACUCCCAGGGCCAAAAGGAAUAAAAGGUGCCGUGGGCAACAGUGGUCCAGCGGGAAUUCAGGGUGAGCCUGGGGAAAAAGGACCUGACGGAGACAGGGGACCCAAGGGCAUUCGUGGGGCACUGGGUCUAAUGGGACCAAAGGGUGCAGAUGGAGAGCCUGGUGACCCGGGUUAUAAAGGGCGCAGGGGUCCAAAAGGUGCACGGGGAAGCCAGGAGCACAGCGACUGUGAUCUUUUGGAUUUAGUACGCAAGAACUGCGCAUGCCAGGGCUGCCGUGAGUGUCCGCUAUAUCCACUGGACUUAGUGAUCGCCUAUGACAUGUCAGACGAAGUGCUGAAUUUCCAGCUCAACAUCAUGAAGGACCUUAUUGUGAAAAUCGUGAAUGAAACGCACAUCAGCGAGAGCACUUGUCCGACGGGGGCUCGCGUGGCAGUUGUGUCCUUCUCCGGCAGCGCAAAGAGGAUCAUAGGCUUCACUGACUAUCACACAAAGAAGAAGCUGCUGCAGCUAGUGGAGCACAAAGUUGUGUACGAGAGGGGUGGCGGCCCUCGCAACUUGGGCGAAGCCAUGAGGUAUACCACAAGGCACGUGUUCAAAAGGACCAGAGGCGGAAAGAACAUGAAAAAGAUGGCCAUCUUCCUGACAAGAAUGUCUAUGGGAAGAGGAGACUUUGCAACAAUCUCUGCUCUGGAAGAAAAUGACGUGUUGUUGACAGCAGCAAUGGAGAUGCAUGCCAAUCUCAUUACUCCUGUCAUCGUUACCACAAUCCCACCUGAUCCCGAGCUCUUGAAUGCUUUCUCACACUUUCCCGGGCCACAUGAAAUCAUAAGUGACUUCACCAAUGUAGACCAGAUAUUGGCAAGACUGACAACAUGUUUCUUGUGUUAUGAUCCCUGCCAUCCAGACCAAAGGUGUGCCUCAACACUGCCUUCCCCUGUGCACCUGGACGCUGAUGUCCUCUUCCUCCUGGACAGCUCUCGGGAUGUCAGCAAGGCCGAGUACGAACAAGCGCGCCUCUUCCUCUAUGGCAUGGUGGAUCGGUUUGGAACCCGCGGCAGCUCUUCAGCGCCCAUAACUGGAGCGAGACUCGCCCUUGUCCAGCAAGGGGCCCACAUAGGCAGGGGAGGGGAUCCUGUGCACGUGGAGUUUGACUUCCAGUACAGAGGCACAAAGGAGGACAUGAAAGAGUACAUCAAGCGGUCUAUGCACCAGCUCCGAGGAACCUCCGCCUGGGGCCCAGCUCUGGAGUAUGUCAUGGGAAGCCUGUUUGCUAAGCAGUCCAGGCCUGGAAGCAAAAAGGUCAUUUUCAACCUCCUGGCUGGUGCCAGUGACCCCCAGGAGCAGGGAUUGCUGAAAAAGGUGGCACUGAAGGCCAAAUGCAGUGGAUACAUCCUCUUCACUUUGGCCUUAGGACCAGAGGUGUCGGACAGCGAGAUUGAUGCCCUUUCAUGCCCCCCAGUCAGCACUCACUCCUGUCAGCUUGACAAGCCAGGUGCUUCUGAUGCAGAGUACGCCAUACGCUUCGCAGAGACCUUCUUCAGGCUACUGAUAAAGACGCCUCUUGGCAAUCAAUGUGCGAGUCCUCCUGGUGGCUGCGAAUGGGUUCAAGCUGAGGAAUCAAGGAUCAGCAUCCAGUUGGACAGUCUUCGUGUGCAGGGCGCAGCAGAUCUGAAACAUCUCAGAGAUGAAGCAGUCAUCCCUGUCCGAACAAAGCUCGAGUCUCCUGUGGAGAAAAUUCAGCUGUCCUUGCUGGACACUUAUCAGUCGGACAGCCCUCUCAGAGCGAGCUCAGUUAAGGCUCAGUUAGCUCAUCCUCAAGACUAUGCUCAUCGAUCUGGCUUUGAUGGUGUAGAGAACAUUACCCUAAAAAGAACUGCUGCCGAAACGCUCGACAGUGUCCAGGAGAAACCAGAAAAAUAUGAGAAGCCGAGAGCUGGUGGGCAUUUCUCACAGAGUAUUUCAGCUGACGUCAAGGGUAAACUGCUCUCAGGAACUUUAGUGCGCUGCCUGCAGAGCAAGGACUACGGUAGAGUAUGCAGCGAGUCCCAGGGUGUUCGCUGGUACUUCAACAAGCAGACAAAGCACUGUGCCGUAUUCUGGUACCGUGGAUGUGGUGGCAACGGGAACCGGUUUGGAAGCCAGGCAGCCUGCCGGCAACACUGCGCAACUCAGGGGGCCCCCUGAAUGCUUCCACAACCACUUGUGUUAAUUGGACCCCAUCGCAGAUGAUCAGCACAAACAGAUCCCAUCAGCGUCGGACAGAGUGCUCAACAGGGGGUCAAAAGUCCCCAUGGUGUAGAACAUAUAGCGUGUGUUACAGCUUUGCUGGCCUUCCCGUUU